This is a messenger RNA of Cucurbita maxima (winter squash), 2700 nucleotides long. RefSeq names its product dymeclin-like. Bases 294 to 2477 code for a protein of 727 amino acids. Gene Ontology annotation, cellular component: Golgi apparatus. Gene Ontology annotation, biological process: Golgi organization. The record is from RefSeq and is a predicted model, not a curated record. The transcript has 18 exons. NCBI's taxonomy places the organism in Eukaryota, Viridiplantae, Streptophyta, Magnoliopsida, Cucurbitales, Cucurbitaceae.
AAACCAUUUUAUUUUUAUUUGUUGUUUAGUUCUAUAAGCCUUCGAUUGAAAGCUCUCCCGGUUUCUCACCAAUUCUCCUUGUUUGUUACGAACGGGGAAGGAUUCUUAGUUUUCUUGGUUGAAAGUUUGAUCGAGCGUCUCAGAUUUUCUUUACCUGUAAUGCCGUCGGUGUGAAUUCACUACGGUUUGAAUUUGCUUGUUUUUAGAUUCUGAUCGGCAUUGACACCGAACUGAAGGAGUGAGUCAAGAAUCUGAGUAUCUAGGGUUUUCUAUUCUGUUGCUUGGUGUUUUAGAUGGGGGCUGUGCCUUCUACGCCGCGCCGGACUAGCUCGCGGCCGCAGGAUACGGCGGAGUACUUAAUCGGAACUUUUGUCGGAGAGGAGUCUUUCCCCAUUUCUUCUGAUUUCUGGCAGAAAUUGCUUGAACUUCCUCUUAGCCUGCAAUGGCCGACUCACCGCGUUCAACAAGCUUGUGAACUACUAGCAACAAACAACUACAAGACGAGGCAUCUUGCAAAGAUUUUAAUUCACAUGGCAUUGUGUUUACAAGAGUGCAUGACGAACUCCGGAGCAUCAUCCUUGAAUUAUGAGAAAGCAAUUAACGCGGUUCAUAUCUCAUCCGUUUUCUUGAAGCACUUGAUUGAAAAUGCGAAAAGUGACAGAAUUGAAGAAUUAUAUCUGUCCUUGAACGAUGGUGAAUCAGCAUCAAAAGAUUUCUUAGGAGAUCAAAAACUUGAGGAUUUUGUAAUUCAUUCUGUUCUUGGCUUUAUUGGCUCAGUUAAUACAAGCGAUGAGAAAUACCUCCUCCACGUGGAGCUGCUUAACUUUAUGCUAAUUUCCAUGUCAACUCAACUUCUUUCUGGUCCAUCACCUAGACCAAAGGAUUUUAAUCCAUUUAUUGAUGCAGCCAUGUCUCAGGACAGGGCCUUAGUAAUUGUGGUCAUGCGCAAACUACUACUGAAUUAUAUAAGUCGGCCCAACGUACCUUUAAAUAGUUCUUAUCCCGUAGUUUCUGGUGGAAAUCAGUCUGGCGUCUUGCAGAGAGUUGGUUCUGCAGCAGCAAAUUUUGUGUUAAUGCCAUUCAACUACCUGGUCAGUUCAACUGCCCAAGGCUCAAGAAGUCCAUUGGCUGAUUGCAGUCUUCACGUUCUUCUUGUUCUCAUUCAUUAUCGUAAAUGUGUUGUGAGCAAUGGAUCUGUAGCAAGUGACGAUAGCAUUAGUUCAGAUUCUCUUUUGAAAGAGAAUUCAACCUUUGAUGACAAUCCCUAUUGCAAAGCCUUGGAAAAUGCAUCUGAUGUCGAAUUCGAUCGUGUUGAUACGGACGGAAAUGCACAUAAUGGUCCACUUGUGCGGUUACCAUUUGCUUUACUGUUUGAUACUCUUGGAAUGUGCUUGGCUGAUGAGGGCUCCGUUCUUCUUCUCUACUCAUUAUUGCAAGGGAAUCCUGACUUCUUGGAAUAUGUUCUGGUGCGAACUGAUUUGGAUACAUUGUUGAUGCCCAUUUUGGAAGCACUCUAUAAUGCUUCAACGAGGUCAUCUAAUCAAAUCUACAUGUUACUGAUCAUACUUCUAAUUCUUAGCCAGGAUUCUUCUUUCAAUGCGAGCAUUCACAAACUGAUACUUCCUGCAGUUCCUUGGUAUAAGGAUCGUCUUCUUCAUCAAACAUCUCUUGGUUCUCUGAUGGUAAUAAUCUUGAUCAGGACCGUACAAUUCAACCUCUCUAAGUUGCGGGAUGUAUAUCUCCAUACUACUUGUCUUGCAACAUUAGCAAAUAUGGCUCCUCAUGUCCACCGUUUGAGUUCAUAUGCGUCUCAGAGGCUGGUCAGCCUUUUUGAUAUGCUUUCAAGGAAGUAUAACAGAUCGGCAGAACUCAGAGACAUUAAGGUUGAUAAUGUUAAAACCAACUCCACCGAAGUCAAUUUCCCAACAGAUGAUGCGUCAACUGAGAUGCAUAUUUAUACCGACUUCCUGAGGCUUGUCCUCGAAAUUCUGAAUGCUAUUCUGUCUUAUGCUCUACCACGGAAUCCAGAGUUUUUAUAUGCAAUAAUGCACAGGCAAGAAGUAUUUCAGCCAUUCAAGAAUCACCCACGGUUUAAUGAACUCCUUGAGAACAUUUACACUGUACUAGAUUUCUUCAAUAGCCGCAUAGAUGCUCAAAGAAGGGACGGUGAUUGGUCAGUUGAGAAAGUGCUGCAAGUUAUCAUUAAUAACUGCAGAUCUUGGCGUGGAGAAGGCUUGAAGAUGUAUACUCAAUUACGUUUCACGUAUGAGCAAGAGAGUCAUCCCGAAGAGUUCUUCAUUCCAUAUGUGUGGCAGCUUGUACUAUCAACCUGUGGUUUCAACUUCAAUGCUGGAGUCAUAAAUUUGUUUCCAGCUAAUCUACCUUCAGAAAAAGAAGAUGAUGAAGCUACAACGCAAGAUGAUGAUAAGCAACAAAAAGGUGAGCCUCACAAGUUGGCGAUCUACAUCGAUCCUUAGCAGCAGAUGCAAAGGUAUCACAAUACCCUCUACCCCCGCCCCGGCCCUAUUAGAGAUGUGGAUGGUUUAUGGUGAAUAUGUAUAUAGAUGAAAAUACAUUCAUCCAUUCUUUUCUGUUUAUAUGUUUUGAAGAAAGAAGCCUGUCCACUGUAGAUAAAUCUUUUUGAGGAGAUAAAUUGUGUACUGAAUAAGAGACUACGAGCAAUAUAGUAUCAAGAUAAAA